Colletotrichum siamense is the source of this 228-nucleotide messenger RNA. RefSeq lists its product as uncharacterized. The record is from RefSeq and is a predicted model, not a curated record. Bases 1 to 228 code for a protein of 75 amino acids. The transcript has 3 exons. NCBI's taxonomy places the organism in Eukaryota, Fungi, Ascomycota, Sordariomycetes, Glomerellales, Glomerellaceae.
AUGUAUCUAGCAAACGUGGCUGCUUUUGUGGUACUCUUGGCGGCACCACUCGUGUCUGCUGAUAAUUGUCAAGAUCGGAUCUACCCCUGCUCCCCUCUAUCUGCCUGCAACAACCUCUUGAGUGGAAAGCAAAUCUGUGCUACAACUGAGAGAGUCGACGGUGGCUGUCUUCAAACCAUCACAGGUGUCAAUCAAGGCGCCGUCCGUUGUCACUGCUGCCCCAAGUAA